GGGCUGGUCAACGACAGACUGAUGCGGAAGUUGGGCGAAACGGAGCGGAGCUGGACAAGCAGCGAUGUCGCCGAGUAACCUGGAGCGGGACUGAUUCUUGCUUCUCCGCCGUUGCUAACGCCAGAUCGGCCAGGCCACCUAUGCCGAGACCAUGGCGCAAUUCGAAGGCCAGCUGCUUCCGCCUAACCAUCCCAUCACCCGGCGCGUGCGCGAGAUCGCCAAGCGAAUUGUGGAGCGCAACGGUCUGGGGCGAGUGAAGGAGGGCCACUCGCUCAGCAGCAUUGAGGAAGUCAUGGGCUCGUUCGGCAUCGGGCGCGGCAUGGAGUCCGGAGAGAACAUCAGCGCAACGGAGGCGGGGAAUCAGAAUGCCGAGUGGGAGGUGUACGUUGUCGACGACCGCAAGACGAUGAACGCAUUCGUGAUCCCAGGCGGCAAGAUCUUUGUGUUCACGGGUAUUCUGCCGGUGUCCGGCAAUGACAGCGGGCUGGCGACGGUGAUGGGCCACGAGAUCUCGCACGUCGUGGCGCGUCACGGCGCCGAGCGCAUGAGCUACAUGAAGGUGCUGUUUGCGGUUAGCUUCCUUCUCGAGACGCUCGGCCUGGAUGUGGGCAUUACGCGCGCGCUCGUCACCCUCAUGCUGCAGCUGCCCAACUCGCGAGCGAGCGAGAGCGAGGCCGAUAACAUCGGCCUACAGCUCAUGGCGCGGGCAUGCUACGACCCUAGUGAGGCGUCAAAGGUGUGGGAGCGGAUGAGCGAGAUGGGCGGCGGUGGUGGCCAGCUCGACAUCCUCAGCACACACCCAGCGAACCGCAAGCGCAUCAAGGCACUGUCUAAGGAGCUGCCGCUCGCGAACGACAUUGUCGCGGCCAACUGCGGGGGUGUGGCCGACAACAAGGCCGGGUUUGACCAGGCUGUCGGAUCUUGGUCGAAAUGGGGCUAGCUGGAAGGCGAGAAGGGAGUGCUCCGGCGUCAUAUUGUCAAUGCAAGCGUUGCCGACGUGGUGACUACCUUGCCGAUUGGGGAUCAGGGGAUCGCGGUGACCGCCGUCAACCGACACGGCAGCCUGCAGUGGUCG
Molecule: messenger RNA, 1075 nt
Organism: Cutaneotrichosporon oleaginosum
Lineage: Eukaryota; Fungi; Basidiomycota; Tremellomycetes; Trichosporonales; Trichosporonaceae
Biological process (GO): mitochondrial protein processing; protein quality control for misfolded or incompletely synthesized proteins
Cellular component (GO): mitochondrial inner membrane
Molecular function (GO): metalloendopeptidase activity
Source: RefSeq, a predicted model, not a curated record